Messenger RNA from Eupeodes corollae, 4292 nucleotides. RefSeq lists its product as uncharacterized. Gene Ontology annotation, molecular function: acyltransferase activity, transferring groups other than amino-acyl groups. Lineage: Eukaryota; Metazoa; Arthropoda; Insecta; Diptera; Syrphidae. The transcript is spliced from 19 exons. The coding region runs from base 87 to 4277 and encodes 1396 amino acids. The record is from RefSeq and is a predicted model, not a curated record.
UGAAGCUUUAGGUAAUCAGAAAGUGUUGACUUUUCAGUAUAGUUUUUUCAUUCAAACUAAAAUGCGCACUUAACAUUAAAGUAAAAAUGUUCUUUUUAUUAUGUUUAACUUCAAAUAUUUUAACUAACGAAGUUUCUUCUUUUACUGUUUUUAAUAAUGUAACAAUUAAAAAUAAUGAUAUUUUGAAGGAGUUGUUGUUUAGACAAAUGCAAAACUACAAAAAUGAUGAUUUCAUAGCUGAGCAAGAAUCUGUUGGAAAAUACGAUUCGAAAAAAUGUGUUUUAAGUUUGCGUGAAAUAACGGAUCAUUUUCCAGACGAAAAAGUUUUUCAAUUCUUCGAUGCCUGGGGUCAUUUACCAUCUGGACUAGCUUCAGGGAACUACUAUGAUGUUGGAGAAUUUGAUCAAUGUCUCAGGACAUCAGUGUCCUUAAAUAAAAUAGCCAGUGGUGGUAUUGUGGUAAAUGGCCAAUACUGCUUUGUAUCUAUGGACCUUCCGAAAUCUGUUCAGACUGGAAUAUGUAUUCCUGACACUUGCAGUCCUGAAUUUUUGACAAACAUUUUCAAAAAUGCAUCUGAUAAACAUGUAAAUGGUGCACUUUCGGAAAAAUUGUCAGUUGAAUAUUGCACAGAUGGAAAAAUCCCACCGAUGACAACAAUUCAAAUCAGUGCUCUAUCAAUAUUUUCUGUUGUUACAGUAUUGAUGAUUCUAAGUUCGUUAUAUGAUUUCCUAGUGCAAUAUUAUAAAAAAAAACCUUUACCAGUCCUUUUGGCAUUCUCAAUUUUAUCAAACGGAAGUAAACUUUUCGCCACCAAUACGAAACGAUCUCGUAAUAGCAUUGGUUGUUUUAAUGGAAUUCGCGUCCUAUCAACUCUUUGGAUAAUGAUCCAUCACACAAGUUCUCUUAUGAGGAUUAUGAGAAAUAUUCCAAUGAUUGAAUUUUUACAAUUGAAACACACUUUGUUCUUCAUGCCAUUUGCAAUGUCAACAAUUUCGUUAGAUUCAUUCUUUUUCAUUGGUGGACUAUUGGUGGCAUUUAAUGGAUUCAAGGACUUGGAUGAAACGAAAGGAAAAAUAAAUAUCACCAGAAACAUCAUCCAUCGUUACAUCAGGCUUACACCGAUUGUAGCUGCUGGACUUCUGCUAUAUUAUGGCAUUCACGAGCAAUUAUUUAGUAGUGGUCCUUUCAAGGACAUUGUUAUGGAGACAAAUAACUGUGAUGAAAAUAAUUGGUGGCCAAAUCUUUUGUUUAUCCAAAACUAUUAUUUUCUAGAUAAAAUUUGUUAUGUAGAAGCUUGGUACUUAGCUGUUGAUUUUCAGCUUUAUAUCUUCUCACCACUGCUCUUGAUUUCGAUGUGGAAAUGGGGAACGAAAAUUAUUUAUUUGAUUGCUAUUUUAAUAGUUACAUCAAUAAGCUAUGUUAUAGCUGUCUACUUUAUGGAAGAAUAUACUGCUUUUACACCAGGAAUAAAUAUUGGUGAAUGGGAAAAGGUGUAUGUUCCCACACAUGCUAGAUGCAAUUCUUGGUUAAUAGGUUUUGUUUUCGGAUACUUUAUGCAUUACCAUCGUCAGGCGGAUUUCAAUAUGUCAAGGUUUCUGCAACUUAUUGGGUGGAUCGGAAGCUUAGUGAUAAUGAUUGCUGUUGUAUAUGGACCGUUUCCUACAAUUCACGCUUAUGGAAAAGGCUCAGUUUUCGAAGCAGCGAUGUAUGAAGGUUUCAAGCAUAUUUUCUGGUCAGCGGUCCUAGUGUGGAUAACAUUUGCUUGUCACUAUGGAUUCGGAGGAGUUGUUGACGCAUUCCUGUCACAUCCCAUCUGGCAACCGCUCUCACGCUUGACCUACGCCUUAUGUAUGAUGCAUAUGGCUGUUUUAAAAAUUCAUUUUGCAAUCACUCGUCAUUCGCCAGUUCAUUUUUCAACAUAUAAUUGUUUAAUGUUCUUUUGGGUUAUUUUUGGUGAAACUCUAUUGAUUUCAAUCUUCAUGACAUUAGGAUUCGAAUUACCUGUUUCAGUUGUGGAAAAAUUCCUUUUUGGCAAAGUGAAAAAAUCAACAAAGCUUAACACUGUGGAGGAAAAGGAACAGACAACUCCACUUAUUGUCAGCGUAAACACACAAUGGAGGCGAAAGCUGUUGUAUUUAAAAUACUUAAACAUUUCGAUUUUAUUUUAUCAUUCGGGAAGAACGAUGCAAUUUCACUGUUCUCUUUUUCUAAUAAUUAUAUUUGCUGUAAUAAACAGAAAUGAUACACUUUCGAUUGUGAAUAAUGUUUCUGUUUCAAGUGAUGUUUUAAGUAAAAUUUUCUUUGAGGAAAUCAAAAAUAAUCCAAAUAAAGUGUAUACUUCCGGUCGAGAUUUUGAUCAAUACAACACUGAAAAGUGUAUCGUAAGUUUGCGAGAAAUUAUUCAACGAUAUCCAAGCCUUGAAGUUGCACGUGUUUUCGACGCAUGGGGUAAUCUUCCAGCAGGUAUAUCCACUGGAAACCAAUAUGAUCUUGGAAACUAUGAUGAAUGUGUCAAAUUUGACUUAAAGUUCUAUGAUUCAACAAAUGUAAUAAGGCAACAAUAUUGUUUUGCCACAUUACUUCUAAAGCAGGAUACUUCACCUGCAAGUCCAUUUGACUUUUUUAGCGAAAAUAAACAAAUAAAUGUAGGAAUAUGCAUUCCGGAAAGUUGUAGUCCAGAUUUAUUGACAUCAAUAUUUCGAGAAUCAUCUAAAAAUAUUUACGCUGGAGCUCUAUCCGAAAUUACUGUUAGAGAAUGCUCAGAUGGAAGAGUUCCACGCUUAACAGCAUCUAUCAUCGCUUGCAUAUCGGUAUUAGGAAUAUUGACAAUAUUGAUGAUUUUAAGCUCAGUUUAUGAUAUCUAUGUGAGUCAUUGUCAGAAAAACCCAAACCCUGUCCUCAUUGCCUUCUCAAUACUUACCAAUGGAAAGCGUUUAUUUGCAAUUAACACCAAACGUUCACGAAGCAGUAUUGACUGUCUCACUGGAAUCCGAGCCAUAUCGACGCUUUGGAUUAUAAAUCAUCACGUUUAUACGAAUGUACUACAAACUCCAGCUAUAAAUUUCCCAGACAUUUCUGCCUGGUUCUUCAGUUGGGAAUUCAUGCCGAUUUACAAUGCGAGUAUAUCGGUGGACACGUUCUUUUUCAUGGGCGGCCUGUUAGUGGCUUGGAUUGGAUUCAAGGAAUUGGACAAAACAAAUGGAAAAAUCAACUUCUUCAUGAACAUCAUCCAUCGUUAUAUUAGAUUGACGCCCGUCCUGGCUGCUGGACUAGUUUUGGCUUAUAGCAUAAAUAAAAUUAUUUACACUGGUCCCUUUAGGGACGUAUAUUUAGCCAAUAAUAAUUGCAACAGCUACAAUUGGUGGCCAAUUUUGUUGUACAUUCAAAACUACUACACUCCAGAUAAUAAUCUUAGUUAUGCUACUUGUUAUGCAGAAGCUUGGUAUUUGGCUAUCGACUUUCAACUUUAUGCCCUUUCACCAAUGAUUUUGGUUCCCAUGUGGAAAUGGGGUAGAAAAUUCGCUUCAGUUCUGUUGGGUCUGGGAUUGAUUUCGAUUGGAUGGGUGAUGGGAAUAUAUUUUUACAAUAAUUUUAAUGCACUGAUUUUGGGUGUCAAUCCACAUGAAUGGGAGAUUGUUUAUACAGUGACUCACACUAGAUUCGCCCCUUGGCUAAUUGGAUUUGGUUUUGGAUAUUUUAUGCAUAAAAAUCGUGAAUCGCAAUUCAAAAUAUCAAAAAUCGUCCAGAUUAUUGGUUGGAUUUUAAGUUUCUUCACAAUGACAGCUAUCGUAUUUGGAACUUAUUUCUCCUUAAAUGCCAAUUAUGGCAAAGGUACAGUUUUCGAAGCAGCAAUGUACGAGAGUUUGAAACGUGUAUCUUGGGCAUUGGCACAAGUUUGGAUAACAUUUGCUUGUCAUUAUGGUUACGGCGGUAUUGUUGAUGCAUUCUUGUCACAUCCAUUUUGGCAGCCAUUUGGACGUUUGUCAUAUGCAAUGUAUAUGAUGCACAUGGCUAUAAUUCGAAUGCAUUUUGGAAUGACCCGUACUGAGAUUUAUUUUUCAGUCUAUAAUCAGUUUCUUAAUUUUUGGAGCGCUUUUGGGACAACAUUGCUUGUGUCCAUUUAUGUUACGUUAGCUUUUGAAUCACCAGUUUUAGUAUUGGAAAGAAUCAUUUUUAAUAGGAAGAAAUCUCCAAUGAAGAAGGAGGACCCUGUGGUGCAGGUAGUCCCGGCUAAUGUAUUACCAUCGCAUCAGCAUCAAGAAAGAAUUCCAGAAUGAAAAUUUAAGCUUCUU